This is a messenger RNA of Chelonoidis abingdonii (Abingdon island giant tortoise), 4897 nucleotides long. RefSeq names its product CD276 antigen-like. Lineage: Eukaryota; Metazoa; Chordata; Testudines; Testudinidae. Gene Ontology annotation, molecular function: signaling receptor binding. The record is from RefSeq and is a predicted model, not a curated record. Gene Ontology annotation, biological process: T cell receptor signaling pathway; regulation of cytokine production. Gene Ontology annotation, cellular component: external side of plasma membrane.
UCUCUCCCGUCGGUUUAGAGGGUCUCCCCAGAUGUGCUACAGGGGUGCAGUUGUGCUGAUGUCAAUUUCUAGCGCAGACCUGCCCCUAAUCUCCCACUGUCUGUGAUGUUCAGGAUUCUUGGUUGGGAUCUAAGUCCUGGCUCGUUGGCUGGGCAGCUGGCAGUGCUGGAACCGGGCUGUUUGCUCGCUGCUUUCAAAGACAAACAGGAAAUAAAGCCCUGUCAGUUGCUUUCACUUUCCAGAUUAUUCACCCUGCUCGGCGUCGGUGGGAGAAAGGCCACGAGAGCAAUGGGAAACCGAACACAGAUGAUUCUGUGAGCUCUUUGCAGAGUUGGGGCACCUACGGCUCCCAGGAGGAAAGCCGGAGAUGAGAGAUCGGAACCAGCCCGGUGUUAGGCCUGAGCGCUACCGGGGUGAGCCAGAGGGGAAUCACACCCUGCGCCUUCAUUCCUGACCUUCAGCAGAUCCCCUGGGGCAGGACCUAGCCCUUCAGAGACCGUCCUGCCUUCGCCAUGGCGAGAGUCAGUCUUUUUCGCUCACUUCACUUGAUUGUGCUGUGGACUCUCUGCUGCAUUGCUGGAGAGGAGACAGCCAUCACAGCUCAGUAUGGGAAAGACGUCACCCUGACCUGCAUCUUCCCAUCCAAAUUUAAGAUAAGCUUCCAUCGACUGAGCAUCAUCUGGACUAAAGAAGGAGCCCAAGGCCAGAGUGUCCUGGUUCACAGAUUCCAUCUGAAGAUGAACUGGCUGGAGGGACAGGAAAAGGCUUAUAGGGGCCGAACGCAGCUAUAUCCACAGGAAUUCCCCCAGGGAAACGCAUCCCUGAGACUCAGCGACGUUCGCCUCCAGGAUGAGGGAUCCUACUUUUGCAACAUCACCUGUGAGCUAGGAAGCUGGUCCCAGAAGAUUUCACUCAUAGUGCUAAGUGACAGUGAAAUGAAAAGGCCUCUCAUCGUUCAGCCAGGGAAGGACGUCAUCUUGAAUUGCUCGUUCCGGUCCGAGUUAAACCAUCGGCCACUGAACAUCACCUGGAAGAAGGAAGAAGAGGAGGGACCAGAUCUCCUGGUUCACAGCUACUGCUCUGAGCUGGACCCACUGGAAACACAGGAUGAGGCUUACAGAGGCCGGACUCAGCUGUAUCCGGAGAGACUCCAUGAGGGAAACGCAUCCCUGAGACUCAGGAACGUCCGGCGAGAGGAUGACGGGGUCUACACCUGCCACGUCAAGCCCCAACUGGGCAGGUUUUCCGUGCGGAUGAGAGUGGUCGUGGAGAAGGAUGCUGAGCUUGUCCAGAGCCCAUCCACACUGUGCAGUCUGUGGUGGAUUGUUCUGGGGUUACUGGGGUUACUGGGGAUAUUAGCAUUUGCUCUGUUUCGAAUGUAUUAUCCUUCCCGGUGGAAACUGCAGCUGAACAAAAAGUUGCCUCAAAGUGAGUCCCAGCAGACUGUAUCUGACCAUAAAGACGACGAAGAGGAGAACAAACAUCUGCUCCAGGCAUCCUCAUCAGCCUUCAUGGGGCUAGGAGUGGCCAAUCCCACCCACAGUCCACCUGCGCAUUCCUCCCCGGAGCAGACUGCCAAAGACAUGAGAGAACCAAGGGCUGCUCAUGGAAUUCAAAUAGUACCUACAUUGAUUUCUAUAAUGCAGCAGUGGGCUUUGGAAUACACCAGGUUAGAUAUCGCCAUUAUGGGAGAGCGAGGCUGUGGGAAAUCGUCCUUCAUUAAGGCCAUGUGGGGACUAUUUGAUGAAGAUGAAGAUGCUGCCCCAGUCGGGGAGGAAGAAAUGAUGAUGGAGCCAACAGCUUAUCAGCAUCCCAAACACCCGAGCGUGACUUUCUGGAGACUGCCGAUAGGUGGGACAGAAAAUUUUCAGCCAAAGGCAUAUCUCCAGCAACUGAAAUUUGUCUGCUACGACUUCUUCAUCAUCAUGGGUUUAGAGGAAUUCACACCUACGCAUGCUGAGUUGGCCCAGGAGAUCCACAACAGAGGGAAGAUGUGUUACUUUGUGCGCUCCAAGGUGGAUGCAGAUUUGGAUGCUGAAAGACGUAGCCGGCCCACCACCUAUGAUGAGGAGGAAAUACUGCAUAAUAUCCAUAACCACUGCAUCAGAUGCCUGGAAGAGGGAGGGAUGAUCAAUCCUGAGGUUUUCCUCCUCUCCGCAAUUGAGUUAGACAAGUACGAUUUUCCCCUCCUGCGAGAGAACAUGGAGAAAGCACUCCUGGGUGACAAGAACAGGGCUUUGAUACUGGCCCUGCCCAACACCUCUCCACAAGCCUUGCAGAAGAAAAAGGAAGCCGUGCAGAAGCAGAUCUGGAAAAUAGCUCUUGUGUCUUCUCUUAUCACGGUUAUUCACAUACCCGUUGUCUCCACCAUUCUUGACAUAACUAUCCUGCUGAUACUCAUGAGAUACCACUGCUUGGUCUUCGGCCUGGAUGAUGUCUCCUUCACGGCUCUCAUGAGGCAGUUUGGCAAACCGGCAGAAGAGCUGAAGGCCAUUACGAAGCCCCUGCUGGCCAAGGAAAUUACCAUUAACAUGGUCUUGCAGUUCUUGUCCUCGGUUGGGUGCGGCAUAUUCAUAGGAGCUGUUUUGUCUCUGUGGCCUUUAGGGGUGCUAGGAUUCAUGCUGUCUGGAGGAGCUGUAGGACUCUUGGCGGCUGGUGGAAUUUCACUGGCUACCACGUAUAUCCUGCUGAAAACCUUCCUCAACGGUGCUGCUGAAGAUGCCCAAAGAAUCCUACAGAAGCUAAGUCCACAGGACAACAGGGAACGCUAACGAAGCUAAUGAGAUGACGCAAACGAGGAAGGCUUUCCAGGACCAGAAUCUAAAUGUUCAGGGCACAUGCUUCAUGAGCACUAUGUGCUUAUUCUGCCGUUCUUGUCCCUGUUCUGGUCCUUCCUUUUGAAGCUCCCCUGGCGUAAUCCUCCAGCGUGUAACUCCACCAGCUUCCACUUGACACUGGGACUGGGCUGAGGCUGUCACACCAGAGGGGCUUAGAUUGGAAGAACUAGCAUCAUAAGCCCAGGUCAACAGAUGACUAGUGAAAUGAUUGAAUGUAGGUGUGUGAGAAAGAGGCUGGCUGACAGUCUGAGUCCUUUCGUGUAUUCCCAGCCCAAGCACCUGGCCUGUUGUACUUCCCUUCUUACAGUUCUUUCUUUCUUAUAUUGUUUCUUUUCCUGUUAUCUAUUUAUGUUACACCAACACUAGAGAUCCCAGCUGGGAUCAGGGCCCUGUCAUGCGAGGCACUGCCCAGACACAGCGAGAAAUGGUUCCUGUCCCUAAGAGUUUACAAAGGGACAAAAGGUGGGAGGGAAAAUGGAGGCACAGAGCAAGACCCCAAGCAGGCCAGAAAAACACCCUGCAUCUCCUGACUCCAAGGCUAGUGGGCUAAAAAAAAAACACAUCCCUCACUUCCUCUCUCAGUCUUCCAGCUCCACUUCCUUGUUCUCCAGCAGCAGGCCAUGCCUCCUGGGACAGGGCAUUCCUGGGGAGCUGGGCUGCACAGGUCCUGACAUCUCACCUCAGUGGCAGCACUACAGGACAAGAGAAAUCUGGGCCUGGCAGCUGAGCCAUCUGUGUGGUUUGCCAUGGGAGCUACUGCUGCUUUCCCUGCAGCCCUAGGGAUGCAUUUUCACAGUGGGGGCAGAGCCGGGGCGUGCAAAUUUCUGCUCCCUUGUGUUCUCUGUCCCAAGUCCCCUCUCAUGUCCCCCACCCCCCAGACUCAGGGGUGCUAUUACAGAUUUUGGUGGGGGGGGGUGUGCAUGUGUCAACUUUACUCAUGAUUCCAAGGGCGACUUUCUGCUGCAUCAAUAGUCCACAGUCACCUAAAAAUUAGCCCCAAAGUAGCUCAAUCUAUUUAAACAAUUUUUUUUAUUAACACCUUUAAAGAGAAUCACUAUCUAGAGUGUAAUUAAAAUGAUGGAUGUUAGCAGCAUACGGAUCUAUCACAAACAUUUUGGCAACCAAAUCUUACAGAUUGUUCAGAUUGGUUUGGGUUUAUGUGCACGUGUAAGGGGACUGUUAUCCCCUUACUAACACUCAGUGGGGUGUUUUGGUUGCUAGCUCCCAGUACCAAAAGGGGAAGGGUCAAGGGGAAAUCAGGAGCUUGAGACUGACAGUCCCCAGGGGGAACGGGGAAAGGCCAAUGCUCCAGGUCAGCCUGAUGGACAGGGCGGGCAGGCUAAUCAGGGAGUCAGGAGGCCAGGAGUUGCCUGGGUCAGACAGAGUCGGGUCGAGAUAAGGAGAGAGCCGGGGCCUGAGCUGAGCUGGGGAGCAGAGCCUGGCCAGAUCCAGGGGGGCCAGAAAAACAGCCCAAAGAGAACAGACCUGCCCCGGGGGAGAAAUGCAGCCCCAAAGCCAGAGUAUACCUCAGAGAGAGCAGAUCCUGUGCUGGGAGCACAGCUGCAGCAACCAGAGCCAGAGGGGCCAGAGAAGCAGCUCAUGGGGCUGGAGGCAGAGCACCAGAAGCAGCGGCACUGAGGCAGUAUGGAGCUGGGGCUGGAGCAGUCCAAAGCUGGGUGCAGUGAGCAGCUGGGGAGAGCAAGGGGGACCCUGGGCAGUGGGCCCAGCACAGGGAGACACCUCAGCCAAGAGGCCCCGCAGGGGGAUCGUACCCCUGACGGGGUGGGGGCAAUGCUGGGAAGCAGGGCCCUGCCACCCAGAGCUGAGAGUGUGUGGCCACCGCCAGAGCAAGUGUCCGACCCGCAGCGUCCCUGGAGCACAGCCAGGGCCUGAGAAGGGGCCUGGGACCUACAAGGAACAAACUGAAGUGCCUGGACAUUCCAGAAAACUGUGAUGUUCCCUGCCACAGAGCAGGUUUAUGUAUUUCCCUGAACUUUUCCCAUUUCUCCUUAUUCCUUUUUUAAAUUAAUUGUUAAUGAAAUAAACUGUAUUGCUUUAAA